Molecule: messenger RNA, 4557 nt
Organism: Ailuropoda melanoleuca (giant panda)
Lineage: Eukaryota; Metazoa; Chordata; Mammalia; Carnivora; Ursidae
Gene: PPM1L
Product: protein phosphatase, Mg2+/Mn2+ dependent 1L
Exons: 5
Coding region: 32-1195 (387 amino acids)
Biological process (GO): protein dephosphorylation
Molecular function (GO): protein serine/threonine phosphatase activity; cation binding
Source: RefSeq, a predicted model, not a curated record
CUGCUGGUGGUUGGGGCUGUAGCGAUAAUAAAUGAUAGAGGAUACAAUGACUUUGCUGUCUCUGCUGGGUCGCAUCAUGCGCUACUUCUUGCUGAGACCCGAGACACUCUUCCUGCUGUGCAUCAGCUUGGCACUGUGGAGUUACUUCUUCCACACGGACGAGGUGAAGACCAUCGUCAAGUCCAGCCGGGACGCCGUGAAGAUGGUGAAGGGCAAGGUGGCCGAGAUCAUGCAGAACGAUCGGCUCGGCGGGCUCGACGUCCUGGAGGCCGAGUUUUCCAAGACCUGGGAGUUUAAGAGCCACAACGUGGCUGUGUAUUCCAUCCAGGGCCGGAGAGACCACAUGGAGGACCGAUUUGAAGUUCUUACGGACCUAGCCAACAAGACGCACCCGUCCAUCUUCGGGAUCUUUGACGGACACGGUGGCGAGACUGCAGCUGAGUAUGUAAAAUCGAGACUCCCAGAGGCCCUUAAACAGCAUCUUCAGGACUACGAGAAGGACAAAGAAAAUAGUGUUCUGUCUUACCAGACCAUCCUUGAACAGCAGAUUCUGUCUAUUGACCGAGAAAUGCUAGAAAAAUUGACUGUAUCCUAUGACGAAGCAGAUUUUUCAAAAACACAUGAGCCAGGCCUUAGAAAGGGCGUGUGUACGGGUGGACCCUCAAGUGCAAGCUGCAUAGCUUCAGGUACGACGUGUCUGAUUGCUCUGCUCUCAGAUAAGGACCUCACCGUGGCCAAUGUGGGUGACUCGAGAGGGGUCCUGUGUGACAAGGACGGAAACGCCAUUCCUCUGUCUCAUGAUCACAAGCCUUACCAACUGAAGGAGAGAAAGAGGAUAAAGAGAGCUGGUGGAUUUAUCAGUUUCAAUGGCUCCUGGAGGGUCCAGGGAAUCCUAGCCAUGUCUCGGUCCCUGGGGGAUUAUCCGCUGAAAAAUCUCAAUGUGGUCAUCCCAGACCCAGAUAUCCUGACCUUUGACCUGGACAAGCUCCAGCCCGAGUUCAUGAUCUUGGCAUCAGAUGGCCUCUGGGAUGCUUUCAGCAAUGAAGAAGCCGUUCGAUUCAUCAAGGAGCGCUUGGAUGAACCUCACUUUGGGGCUAAGAGCAUAGUUUUACAGUCAUUUUACAGAGGCUGUCCUGACAAUAUAACGGUCAUGGUGGUGAAGUUCAGGAAUAGCAGCAAAACAGAAGAGCAGUGAACCCUUCCAGGUCUUGGCUGCCUUAGACUAAAGGACUGUCAACACACUGGUCUCUUUUAAUGUAGUGAAAGGCGUGGGAGUUACAGUUAGGAUCAGCCACCUAGACGUGGGAUUCCCUCCCUGGUGGUCAUAGGUCUAUAUGCAGUUAUGAACAGAGGGUGCUCUUGGCCAACGUAGCUGAGAGGCUGGAAAAUGGUUUCUUCAUGUGUUCCCAAUUCUUUCCUCCAAUGUUCAAAAUAUAUAAAUAUAUAGCGGUAGAUUCACAUGUAUGACGUGAAUGGCAUACGUGCCAUAUAUUCUCCCCUUUGGGAUUCUUUUCAAGACCUCUUCCAGGACUCUCCAGGCAUCAGACUCUGUCCUCUCUUUGCAGCAGUGCACAGAGCAGGCCCUCAAAGCUGCGGGAGACAGGCUGCAGCGGCCCCUGUGAGUCUGGGCUGCCGGGCCGAUGGCCGCUGCUGAGGGGCAGAGCUGUCCUGAGAAGGCUUUGUCCUCCGGAGCCCAGCUUUUCUGCUCAGCAGCAGCCCAGACACAGGGGUGAAAUGGUUUAUUAUUCCGGGGCUGCUUUUGGGGACAGAGGGAAGCGGGGAGGAUGAGGGCUGCCUGCACAGCAGACAUAACCUUUUCCCCCGGCUUCCCUUCUUAAAUGGACUCUGUGUACCACCUGACCCGUCUUCGUGCGUUUAUCCUAAUCGUGCAUGACCUUAACCUUUUGCUUCGACCUCACCUUAUGUAAUAGGCAGCUGUGAAACGUCACCACCAGACACCACGAUUUUUCGUCUUACCAGAAACCUGUUAGGGGAAAUGAACAAAGCGAAUCACAAUACCAUAAUUUCUUCAAUCUUUAAGGGUAGAUAGAGGGAAAUAGCAGCCAAAUAAGUCACAGCGCCCCCUGGGAAAUCUGCUGUUUCCAUUAGAAGAGAAAGCUGGGGAGGUCACCACCCUGAACUGAGCUCCAGCGGCCAUUUUUGUGCGGGUUUUGUUUUUCCCUCUUGUCCUAGUAGCUUUCGAGUGUUGUUCACACGGUGUUCUGAGAAGCACAGCCUAGAACUGCGUGUGUGUUCCUGGAAGCCGGGUACACAGUUCGCAGCGCAGUUUGGCAUUUGGAGAUAAAAUGCUGGCAUGUGCUUCUCCUUGACAGUGGAAAGGCCACCGCCCGUGACAUUCGGUCGCAGAUCACUGUCCACACCAGGUAGCUUUCCCCAGGCGAACACAACCCGCCCCACACCACCCUGCUCUCCGGCAACCAUGCUGGCUGGGAAUUCAAGCUCAAACCUGUAUUGUUAAGUGGCUCGGAGUUACUUCCGGCCCAGGCUUGCUGCUCUUCAUUUCCUGUCACCAAAGUCAUGUUUCCAAUCUCAGUAUUUUAUAAAUUAAUUGACAGAGAGUCCUGGGUCAGCCCGUUUGCCUGACUUAGGUGGCUCAAACAACCAAACAAGAUUUUUGUUGUGUCCCCACCCCUCUGUGUCUGAAAUGUCAAGGUGUCCACCUGGUUUCGUCCUUCUCAAGUGGGCACUUGUUAAAGCUUCUCAAAGAUCCAAUUCACUGGCCGGCCACUCCAGCCCCAGCCCACUGUGUCGUCCCCCACUCCCCCCCGCCCUCCGCCCUUCCUCAACUGUGGAGCUUUCCCGAAGCAGGUUCCAGGGAAGAACUUGGGAGGAUGAAGAUUCCCUUAUGGCCGCCAAGGACUGCAACCUGUCUUGAUUCCUCCAAGCGCUUCCCAUUUUUUUUUUUUUUUACUGCAAUGAGAAUUAAUAAUGGCUUCCUAAGAGAUUUGCUCACUUUUGUAAACUGUAAUAUUAGACUUUCCAACGUUAGAAUUAGAACCAUGGUUAUUUUUUUUAGCUAUAGAAUGUUCUAGUACAAAAUAUCUGUCACCAUUUUACAUUGAAAUAUUGGCCUGUUGAGAGACAGUGAACAUUUGGAUUGUGUGUUUGGGGUGGGGGUUAGGAGAGAAAGGUAGGAGCCAGGCUGGUUGUGCUCAGUGAAGGGAUGGGCAAGCCAGGUGGACUGAGCUUGCUUGGAGAUCUAGGACAUUCCAACUCUGGAAAGUUACCAAAGCCCACCCUCUAACUGAAGGUCAGGAAUAAGCAGUUUCAGCAUUUUAUGCUGUACAGUCCAUGUUCCUUUUUUAUUUUUAACUUAACCCUAAAAUUCAUAUUGACAAGGGAAAGAUUUUUAAAUUCCAUCAUCGUUACUGUCUAAAAUGAAAAGAGACAUGUUUUGGUGAAGAUGAAAAAGCAAAGCUAGAGGACAUGAGUGUUUCUUUACCCCGAGCGGGGUCUUCCUUGGUGGUGGGUGGUGCCAAGGGCAGGAGUGCUCCCCUUCCCCCCCAGCUGAGGUUACCGGUGUCUUCUAAAGUUUGCUUUGUAGAAUUAAUUCAUUUCUGAACCUAGCCAUGUAGUGUGUGUAUUUCCUUCCCUUUCUUUCUGCCUCUUUUCCUCUCACUUUGGUUUGUAGAUUUUUUUAAAGACAGACGUUUUAGGCAGAAUAGUAGCAGUUUGAUUAAGAGUUAUGUCUAAAAUCAGAGAACUUUGCUUCUUUCCCCUGUCCUGGCGUGCUUCCCCUGCUCCUCGUCCAGCUGUUCAGGGUCUGCAGACAUCACCCCCAGGGGCCCUGUGGCUCAUUUUCUAGAGACAAGGGAAAAGUUGAAUCUAGCCUUUAGGGAAAUAGAUUUGAGAAGUUUGCAUGUGAAGCUUCCCCAAACAGCACUGCCAAAGCUUUGGAAUUGUCCCAUGAUGCUGCCCAGACCCCCCAGCCCGAGUUCGCAUUGCCAAUACCCCCAUGGUGCCAAAUUUUGGGAUGGUUUUAUGGUCUUUUAGAAAUGAAGUUGGGAAUGAAUGACCACAUGCUUACGAGCCCCCAGCAAGAUGCCAAGCGCAGAUUCUCAUGAAUGCACCGGUCCGCUGCUGCCCCCUGGCAAUUUGUCCUCUCAGCAUGGGUUGGGAUUGGGAAGUGUGGAUAGGACAAGGUAGGGAAAAUUUUUUUGAAAAUUCACUGUAUUUGCAAUUCUCUAAUUAAAGAGUAAACAAUACUUACAUUAAAAAUUCCAAAGCUAGUUCCCAAGACCUGCAUUGAUUUUAUGUGACCAACUUGCCCAAGGCACUGACCUCUGAAGUCACUAUUCUAAUACAUGACUAUGCGCAUAUGUACACGUUACUGGUAACCAGUGGCUACUUCUGUUCCUUGCCUUAGAAGGUAUUGGCCUCUUGAAUCUUGUCUAUGUAGUAAGACUUACAGAGAGUGUUUUCUAGAGUGAAAGAGCAUAUGCAAUCUGGGUAAUUUAAAACAGGGCUUAUUUCAUACAACUGUAAUGAUUUCAACCCACAUCCAUUCUGUGCAAACGGGGACUGCGUGAGAAUCAU